CUGCAUUAGAAUAUAGAUGUUGUUAUGACUAAUAGUUAUGACUACCGUGAAAGUGGGUCAUGGACUGUUUUUGAACAUUGGUGUUGUUCAGUGGCCCAAAAACUGAUAAAACAUGCGUCUGUGCACCUGGAUAAGAAUAACUGAUACAUGUACGUGUACUGAAGACUUUGCCAGAUCAAUGUCUGACAUUUUGCUGAACAAUGUGGACUAAAGGACGAUGGAGACGGAAGGUGUGACGCACUAGAGGAAAACUAUGCAGUGAACAUCUCGUGUACUAAGGAACAGGCAUAGGAGUCGUGCAGUGUGGCACCUCUGGCGGAGGGAGCUACUGACUGUGAACGGUGCAGGGGUUUGUUUAUAAACAAGAGGGCUGCACGUGUUCAAGUACUGGCGCCUCGACCAUGGCUUUUCCAAUAACUUUAGAAAAUCGGAUCAAGCUUCAGAAAAACUGGGAAGCCAUUUGUACGGACUUAGUUGUCAAGCACGUUUCCCACAAGCUAGUCACCAGAGGUAUUCUGACCCAAAAGGAACUGAAUGAUAUAUUAAAAGAAAGAACUCAACUUGAGCAGACUCAGAAGCUCCUUACUCUUUUAUUAACCAAGGACAAUCAAUACUUCGAGUGUUUCCAAGCAUGUUUGCAAGAGGACUAUAGUUGGUUGUCAGAUGGACUGUCGGGAACUGUUGUAACUGGAGAAGACACAGAGACGUUUACAGCGUCUGUCCUAGAUCAGUGUUCUCUCCCCCAACCCCCUGUAUGCUUUGAAGGACGCUCUGAUGAGGUUGAGAAGAUAACGCAGCUUUUCCUUAACGGCGGUCGGCUAGCCAUCAUCCAAGGGUCUGGUGGGCAAGGGAAGACCGCCCUUGCUACGGUUGUUGGUCACAAAUUUGUCUCAAGAUUUGGAAUCCGCUCCGUUAUGGCGGACCUGAAAAAUGUUUCCACCGAGUUAGAUAUUGUUACGUCCUUGUUAUUAGCUUUAAAAUUGGAUACGGGUCUAGAUUCAGAACACUCUGACCCAGAGAAACUUCUCACAAGAGCUUGCAAGGAAAUAGCACAGUUUGGGCAAAAGAUAUUGAUAAUUCUAGACAAUUGUGAGACCACCGUGAGAAAAGACACACUUGAUUAUUUCCAUGGUUUGUUAAACAAGUUAAACACAAACUGCAAAAAUGCAUAUGUAUUAUGCACGUCACGCGACACGAUUCAUUUACCCAACAUGAAGGUUCAUGUCCACCAACUCGACUCCCUGUCACAGUCAGCAUCCUUGUCCAUUCUCCGCUGGUAUUCCCCUACCCUGGACCGUGAAGAAGGGAACAUUCUAGGUACGAAAUGCGGAUUCAUGGCGUUGUUACUCCAUAUUUUGGGGUAUCUGCUUAAACAAGGAAUGAAGGCCACCGAUUUGGUAAAAGAGCUUGCAUGUAGCGUAGAAUUUUACAAAAAACUAUUUGGUUUAGGACCGGAACUGCAAGAUGUUUACGCUUGCAUCAACCUUACAUAUAAACGACUGAGCCCUAAGGAACAGAUGGCAUGUCAACUUCUGUCAGUCUUCCCGUCAAAAUUUACCGCUGAAGAGGCCUUUGCCUUGAUAAGCAAUGAAUUCCAAGAUAUCACAUCACUAGAGACUCAAAAAGUACUCCGGACUCUGUGUAACACCUCGAUGCUUGCGUAUGACAAGAAAAGACAAGAAUAUGACAUGCACAGCAUAAUUCAGGCCUUUGCUCAAUAUGAAAUGUCAGCAGAAAACAAGGAGCGAUUCAAUAUUCAUUUUUUAAAUUUCAUGGAACCUAGUUUAAGCGAUCUGAACAGAAAGGAUCACCGUGAAGGAGUGUCUUAUUUUGAAAGAGAAAGAGAUAGGUUUGCUAAAUGUAUUGACAUUUUCAGUAUCCUAUCACUUUCGUCAAGGCAAAAUCUCUACGGCAAAAUGAAGGAGUUUGCAGUGCGUCUCUCUGCCCUACACAGGUACCACCAUGCAUUUCGCGUCUAUAAAACCCUGUUAGCAACCGUCCUUGAAGUUGGGGGAAUUGCAAACAUUGCUGAAAGUGCUUUUAUAUACAGUACCAUCGGCCUUUUGCAUAUGCGCAUCAGAGAGAUACCAGCUGCCAUUGAAAACCUGACGAAAGCAAUUGAGAUAUACGACUCCCUACCAGAUAAAUGCAGUCAUGAACAAUAUUUUCACAGUAUCUUUAAUCUUUGGUCAACAUAUGUUUUGGAACAUAAAAUUUCAGAAGCAUGCAUGUUGCUCGAGAACCAUAAUGCGAAAGCUCCUGGUGAUUUUUCAAGAUUUCUUUUUACAAUGUUAAAAAACGCGACCAAGUCUGAAGAAAUGCCGCAAGAUAUUAAUUCUGUUCUGGGACCGUUGUUUAACAAUUCUAUACACUCACAUAGUUUACAUGAAUCAUUUGAGAACUGCAUGCAUAGUGGCACCCGACAUGCACCGACUGAGAUAAUGGUUGGAGAAUUUGACAAUUUUAUCGGGGAAGGUAUGCAAAACUUCCUUGUCGAUAUGGCACAAUUUUCGUUCCCUAUGGAAAAAAGUGGAAACUUAAACUUAAUAGAUCAGGGAACCAAAAUAGAGCAGGAAAUAAUAAAGCUGGACAAUGCAGACGGUGCAGUCGAUGCCAUCAGGACAGAAGUGGCUAUUUUGGAAAAUAUCCUGGGAGAAAACCACAAGAUGACUGCAAACUCAAUUCAUGGGCUGGGUUGUGCCUUGUCAGCACAGGGAAAACAUGCAGAUGCCCUCAGUACAUUCCAAAGAGCUCUACGUAUAUUUGAAAAAGUGUCUGGCGAAUGUCCGGAAACAGCCUAUACCCUCCUCAGAAUUGGCCAGGAAAUGAUAAAUCUGGGCAAUGCAGACGGUGCAGUCGAUGUCCUCAGGAAAUCUGUGGCUAUGUGGGAAGAGAUGAUGGGAGAAAACCACAAGAUGACAGCAGCUACGAUCAGUUUGCUGGGUUGUGCCUUGUCAGCACAGGGAAAACAUAAAGAUGCCCUCAGUACAUUCCAAAGAGCUCUCCGUAUAGGUGAACACGUGUUGGGUGAUAGCGCUAUCACAGCUAAUACGAUGUUCUACCUGGGCCAGGAAAUGAAGCUUAUAGGCAACAUUAAGGAGGGCCUUGAGAUGCACCAACGAGCUCUGGACAUACGUCGCUCUGUACUUCGGGACCACGAAGACACCUUGCGCAGCCUUGAAGCUGUUGCUGAUCUCUUGGACCUCAACGGGAAACCCUCGGAGAGUGCAGAUAUGAAGAUGGAAGCCACCGCCAUGAAGGAAAAAAUUGCACGAACCGUUAUAGAGGGAUCUGAAUAUGAAACCUCUAUAAAAGCUGCACAGAGACAGUUGGAAGACCUGGACCUCGGGUCAAAUCCAGGCAACCCAUCAGCAGGCAAAGGAUGCAAAGGACAACACGCAGAUGCCCUCAGUGAAUACCAAAGAUUACUUUGCAUGCAGGAGAAAAUGUCGGGUGAAAGUAUCGGAGCAGCCUAUACACUUCAUAACAUAGGCACGGAAUUGUUGAAACUGGGUGAUACGGACGGUGCAGUGCAUUCCCUCAGGGAAGCUGUGGCUUUGAGUGAGAGGUUACUAGGAAAAACCUCCGAGGGAACAUUAGCUUCUAUGAAUAAUCUUGCAGCCGCCCUGUCAAGAAGGGGUAACCACGCAGAUGCCCUCAGCAUACUUAAGAGAGUACAUAGUUUACAGGGCAAAAUGUUGGGUGAUAGUCCCAGUAAAGCCAAUGCACUUUAUAACAUGGGUAGAGAAAUGUACCUACUGAGUGAUGAAGACGGCGCAGUCAGCGCCCUCAGGGAAGCGAUGACUAUAUAUGAGACAUUGGGAAAAACCCACGAGCAGGCAGUAGCCACGAUAGCUUUUCUGGGAUUUGCCUUAGCAGAACAAGGGGAACACACAGAAGCCCUUAGUACAUUGCAGAGAGCUCUCCGUAUGGAGGAACAACUGUCAGGUAAAAGCCCCAGAACAGCUUUUCUGAUGUUCAACGUGGGCCAGGAAAUGAAGCUAAUAGGUGAUAUUAAGGAGAGCCUUAAGAUGCACCAACGAGCUCUGGAUAUACAACGCUCUGUACUUGCUGACCACGAAGACACUCUGUGCAGCCUUGAAGCUGUUGCUGAUCUCUUGGACCUCAACGGAAAACCCUCGGAGAGUGCAGAUAUGGAGAUGGAAGCCACCGCCAUGACUGAAAGAUUGGUAGCUGUGAAAUUAGAGGCCCAAAAUAUUGAACGAGCCGCUAUAGAGGGAUCUGAAAAUGAAACCUCUCUAAAAGCUGCACAAAGACAGUUGGAAGACCUUGUCUUCGGGUCAAAUCCAGGCAAACCAUCAGGAGGCAAAGGAGGCAAAGGCCAACACACAGAUGCCCUCAGUGCAUACCAAAGAUUACUUUGUAUGCAGGAGAAAUUGCCGGGUGAAAGUAUCGGAGCAGCCUAUACACUUCAUGACAUUGGCACGGAAUUGUUGAAACUGGGUGAUGCAGACGGUGCAGUGCGUUCCCUCAGGAAAGCUGUGGCUAUAAGGGAGAAGAUACUGGGAGAAACCUACGAGGAAACGUUAGUUUCUAUGCGUGAACUGGCACGUGCCAUGUCAGCACAGGGAAACCACAAAGAUGCCCUAAGUACGUACAACAGAGCACUUCAUGUAAAGAAACGAGUGUUGGGCGAUAGUCCCAGUACAGCCACCACAAUUCACAGCAUAGGUAAAGAAGUAUCAGACCCUGGCUUUCCCAAAGCUGAAAUGGAGGACCAUUCAGAAGAGGUGAAAAGCACAAAGAGUAUUGUUGCAUUUGGAAGGUGGGGUGAGUAUCUGCAGGUCCAUCUGUAUGAUGAGAGUGCAUCGAAGACUUCUAUUUCUGAUGACGAACUAAAAGAGAUGUUGCAGGAAUACAGUAUUCCUCAAGACAAAAUUCUAAUAGUCCGCCAAACCAUACGUCCACAACUCGUUUUCUUCGGCUCUGCUCCUACCCCAGGAUCAAAGAUCCAUCGUGCGGGUGAUUCAAGAUAUGGUACUCUCGGGGCAUAUGCCAGUUCCUCAGAUGACCCAGAUAAUGGUUAUGUUUUGACAUGCUGGCACGUUACAAAAGGUGUCAGUGAAUUUUACAUGGCGACUGAUGGGCCAGAGAAUACGCGAGGAGCUGAAGAGUCUGAAAGUUGCAGUUGCGUCAAAGGAGAGCGGAUAUUGUCAAUCGAGCCUGGAUAUCCUCCUGGAAGCAAAGUUGAUUUGUCUAUAAUUAAGUUUAAUGGCAUCAAAAAGAAGCAGGAACCGGCGAUUGCCAGGGAGAUGACACAAGACGUACAACAGCUUGGUCGCAGAAAAGUAUUUAAAGUGGGUGCUACGACGGGGAUGACGACGGGAACAAUUAUGGGUACCAAAUAUUAUAUAUCUGAUGAAAUUAAGGAAACGUAUGAAAACCUGGUAUUAAUCAUUCCAGAUUCCUCGUGUGGGCCUUUUGCCCAAAAAGGUGACAGUGGAUCUAUUGCAAUUUUGGAUGAUAAUUCAAAGUUGGUUUCUAUGGUUACUGGUGAAAUUUCAGGUUUUCAGUAUUAUGAUAUCAACCAUGACCCCCCGGAGCUAAUAACAGGUGAUCCACCUGUGAUUUCCUCGUUUUCGAUCUAUGAGGGAUUAGAAGCAGCAUCGACGAAAGACCGACAGUGGACAGUUUUCGAUGACACGGCAUAUGAAUGUAACGUUAAAGGAGAAUGCCCAAAGCCGGGAUCAUCUGUACAGCUGGAACUGAUUCAGUACUAUCAAAUCUUAAAGCACAAUUGA
This is a messenger RNA of Lingula anatina, 5762 nucleotides long. RefSeq lists its product as uncharacterized. Lineage: Eukaryota; Metazoa; Brachiopoda; Lingulata; Lingulida; Lingulidae. The record is from RefSeq and is a predicted model, not a curated record. Gene Ontology annotation, molecular function: protein binding.